AUGCCCGAAAUCACGAACGGAACCACCUACAACUCAUCUCACGCCAAUGGCACCUCCAAACGCUCAAUUCCAUCCCGGCUUUACCAUACACAUUCACCUCCAGCGCUUUCAGAUUUCAAAGCAUUAUGCUCCCGCUCAGUAACACAAUCAGACUAUCCUCUCUCCAUCGCUGUUGAGUCCAACAUUCCUAUCUACGACCUAUCACGAUACUCCCCUUCUGAUGCCCAGACCACCACCCGCCUUCAAGAUGAAUGGUACCACAUCCUCCACUCUGGGCCCGGGGUUUUUGUUGUCCGCAGUCUCUCCCCAGACACCUCCCUCCUCUCAACCGUGAACAGCGUUUAUGCGUCCAUCAUCGCCUCCGAGAAGACAUCUACGAAAGGCGACCACUUCGCCAGCUCCGGCAAAAACGACAGAAUUUGGAACUCCUUCGGCAAGCACGGCCUCUUCGACCCGUCCUCCUUCCUCCAGUACUACUCCAAUCCCUGGCUGCCGCUGCUGUUCUCCGCAUGGCUCGGUCCAGCUUACCGCGUCACGGCGCAGGUCAACAUCGUCAAGCCCGGCGGCGCGCCGCAGGUCUCGCACCGCGACUUCCACCUCGGAUUCCAGACCACAGAAGACUGUGCGAGGUUUCCAAAGGCGAUGCAGCACGCGAGCCAGCUGCUGACGCUGCAGGGAGCGGUGGCCCACAGCGAUAUGCCGCUGGAGAGCGGGCCAACACGGUUUCUGCCGUUUAGCCAGACGUUCGAGGAGGGCUAUAUGGCGUAUCGGCUUCCGGAAUUCAAUGACUAUUUCUUGAAGUACUGGGUCUCGCUGCCGCUGCGGAUGGGCGACGGAGUGUUCUUCUCCCCUGGGCUGAUGCAUGCGGCGGGGGAGAAUCGGACGCAGGAUGUUGAGAGGAGUGCGAAUCUCUUGCAGAUUUCGAGCGCGUUUGGGAAGACGAUGGAGACGGUGGAUAGUGCGCCGCUUGUGGAAAAGUGCUGGGCAGGGCUAAGGGAGAUGUAUCGUGACGGGAAGAGUGAAGAGGUAGAGGCGUUCGUGGCAGCAGUGGCUGAGGGCUACCCGUUUCCAACGAACUUGGAUAGGAGACCGCCUGCGCCGGGCGGGAUGGCGCCCGAGAGCGAGCAGGAUAUCUUACGGAGAGGACUGAAGGAGGACUGGAGUACUGAGGAUGUGAUGGUUGCCUUGGCAAAAAUAAGGGAGGAUUCCAAGGUGUAA
Molecule: messenger RNA, 1218 nt
Organism: Coniosporium apollinis CBS 100218
Lineage: Eukaryota; Fungi; Ascomycota; Dothideomycetes
Exons: 2
Coding region: 1-1218 (405 amino acids)
Biological process (GO): fatty acid alpha-oxidation
Molecular function (GO): phytanoyl-CoA dioxygenase activity
Source: RefSeq, a predicted model, not a curated record